Messenger RNA from Nerophis lumbriciformis (worm pipefish), 2004 nucleotides. NCBI's taxonomy places the organism in Eukaryota, Metazoa, Chordata, Actinopteri, Syngnathiformes, Syngnathidae. The record is from RefSeq and is a predicted model, not a curated record.
AUGACAACAUCUCAUCUGAAUGGCCAUGUUGCUGGUGAGGGGGGAGGAAGAGGAGGAGAUGAAGAAAUGAGGGUAGGACAGCAGCAUAGGGAAAUGGCUGUCGACUGCCCGGGAGAACUCGGGAGCCGGACACUGCCAGUCCGGAGAUCUGCUCAGCUAGAGAGAAUCCGACAACACCAGGAGGACCUGCGUCGGCGUCGAGAGGAGGAGGGACGGCAGCUGGAUCUCAACGCUUCACUCAGGCUGAAGAAACUUUCCCAGAAUCCCCACAUUGGCAUCGACAACCCCACAUUCCUGCAGGACACAUGCACGUCACAGCAACCACUGGUCGGCAAUCAGCACAAUUCGCUUGAGUUGGAGGAGUUGCUGCUGUCACUGAAGCAGGUCCGGGGCUGUCUGUCUGACCAGCAAAGUCAGAAUGACAUAGAGCUGGUUCUUGCACUACUAAACAAGCCUGAUUUCCAGUCUGCACUUAAGAUCCAUAAUGCCGUGGCCAACAGCAUGCACAGACCAUCUCCACCAUACCCACAAACACAACAGGCACUGCCGUUGGCACUGGAGGUCAGAAAUCUCUGCCAAACAAGUCAGAACAAAGAAGGACUGGAACUGAGCAGUCUUCUAUCAGACAUUCACUUCCAGUCUAUGCUUCUGGCGCAUGACAGCAUUGCAGAGAAAGAAAUGGAACUGGAACAAGUGACGAGCCAAACCGAGACACUGACACAAUUGGGUGGGGAGACUGUAAAAAUUGUUCACAUAGAGAAGGCCCGAGACAUACCGCUGGGGGCAACGGUCCGUAAUGAAAUGGAGAGUGUGAUCAUCAGUAGGAUUGUUCGAGGAGGAGCAGCGGAACGAAGCGGACUUUUAACAGAAGGAGAUGAAAUACUGGAAAUCAAUGGCAUUGAAAUAAAAGGGAAAGAUGUCAACCAAGUCUUUGACAUUCUAGCAGACAUGCACGGCCUCCUGACCUUUGUACUCAUUCCGAGCACUCAGAGCAAACCUCCCCCAGUUAAAGAGAAUGUGGUUCACGUGAAAGCACAUUUUGACUACGACCCAUCAGAUGACCCCUACGUGCCAUGCAGAGAGUUAGGCUUGUCCUUCCAGAAAGGAGAUAUUCUCCAUAUCAUCAGUCAGUCUGAUCCCAAUUGGUGGCAGGCAUACAGGGACGGAGAUGAAGAUAAUCAACCUCUCGCUGGAUUAGUUCCAGGAAAGAGUUUCCAGCAGCAGAGAGAAGCCAUGAAACAGACGAUAGAAGAAGACAAAGAGCCUGAGAAAUCAGGGAAGUUGUGGUGCGGAAAAAAGAACAAGAAGAAGAGAAAGAAGCUGCUUUACAACACUCAGAGAAAUGACGAUAUUGAUGAAGAGAUUCUGACCUAUGAGGAGAUGGCCCUGUACCACCAGCCAGCCAAUAGGAAGCGGCCGAUUGCAUUGAUUGGGCCAGCCAGCUGUGGGCAGGCGGAACUACGACAGAGACUUUUGAAUAACCAGCCUGAACGCUUUGCUGGCGCUGUCCCUCACACAACACGCAGCCGGCGAGAUGUAGAACUCGGCGGUCGAGAUUACCAUUUUGUUACUCGUCAGACAUUUGAGACCGAGUUGGCUGCUGGCAAGCUGAUCGAGUCCGGCGAGUUUGAGAAAAAUCUUUAUGGGACCAGCACUGACUCAGUGAGACAGGUCAUCAACACUGGAAAAAUAUGUUUGCUCUGUCUUCAUACUCAGGCCCUAAAGGUUCUGAGGAGUUCUGAUUUAAAACCAUACAUCAUCUUCAUAGCUCCACCUUCCCAGGAAAGACUCAGAGCCCUGUUGGCCAAGGACAACAAGAAUCCCAAGCCCGAGGAGCUACGGGACAUUAUUGAGCGAGCCAGGGAGAUGGAGCAGAACUGGGGUCACAUGUUUGACGCCAUCAUAGUCAACACUGACCAGGACAAAGCCUACGCCGAGCUGCUGAGACUCAUCAACAAACUGGACACGGAACCCCAGUGGGUACCCUGCUCCUGGCUUCGCUGA